UCACGAAUAAAAUAAUUAAAUUUAUUUUGGUUAUGUUAUCUUUACUUUAGCUAUUACAUUAAAGUAUUACUCAAUUUUAUGGGACUUUAACAGACAUAAUGACUCAAUUAGAUACUAACGACUACGUAAUUAGAUACGAGACAUUCAUAAACGAUGUCCUCAAAGAAGAUUUAAGACAAGUUGAUUUACGACUUCAAGAGGUUAACGGCGAAAUUACAGAUUUAAUUCAACAAAAACAUUCCUUGAAAGUGAUCAUGGAUAAGAGUAUACAUCCGAACGGGUUUAAAACUCAAGUAAAUUUAGGGUGCAACUUUUUUAUGGAGGCGGCAGUUAGCGAUACAUCGAAAUUGUUAAUGAAUAUUGGGUUGAAUCAUUAUUUGGAGUUUAAUAUAGAAGAAGCUAAUCGGUAUUUGGAUGUACGGAUAAAGGCGUUUGAGAAGAAGGCUGAAGAAUUGAAGAAUCAGAGUGCAGAGACUAAAGCUCAUAUUAAACUGAUGUUGUUCCAUAUUGGAAAGAUUCAGAAUAAGCAAGGUUAUGGGAUUAGCUAAGUAGUGUUCAAGUAAAUAGUGUUUUAAUUUGGAUAAGAGUUUUUUAUUUUAGGCCUUUUUUUAGGGGCUGUGAUUAGUGAUGAAAGAGACCCAGACUUUUAAAAAGCCUCGACUAAUUUUAAUGCCUCACGACUAGUCUAGUCUUUUAACCAUCAUGACUUGAGUCAUAAGACUAAAACUGAAGACUAAUUCGAGUCAAAUUCUAUUAACCUUAGGAAGCUUAAAAGACUUAUAGGACUAGAACGACUA
Molecule: messenger RNA, 797 nt
Organism: Hyposmocoma kahamanoa
Lineage: Eukaryota; Metazoa; Arthropoda; Insecta; Lepidoptera; Cosmopterigidae
Gene: Uxt
Product: protein UXT homolog
Exons: 1
Coding region: 99-548 (149 amino acids)
Biological process (GO): negative regulation of transcription by RNA polymerase II
Molecular function (GO): transcription corepressor activity
Source: RefSeq, a predicted model, not a curated record